Messenger RNA from Arachis duranensis, 994 nucleotides. RefSeq names its product auxin-responsive protein SAUR32. Lineage: Eukaryota; Viridiplantae; Streptophyta; Magnoliopsida; Fabales; Fabaceae. The record is from RefSeq and is a predicted model, not a curated record. Gene Ontology annotation, biological process: response to auxin. The transcript has a single exon. The coding region runs from base 333 to 734 and encodes 133 amino acids.
CCCUAGAAGCAUCGUGACGACUCACCAAAAAGAAAACAACAAUAUCAUUCACAUUCACACUACUAUAUAAAGAUCCCAACCUCAGGCUUUGCAAAUCCUCAUUCAUUCUUGUUCAUUGUUCGUUGUUUCUUUAUCGUGUUAUGUAGGUGCUGUUUGGUUGUUCUUCAUAUAACAUGAGCAACAUCCCAAGAUCUCUCACCGAUUCUUCUCUAACUCUCUUUAACCUCGCCAUAUCAGCCUCUGAUCCCUGGCCUUUCUCUUCCGUCUUCUUAUAAUAUUCACAGAUCUACACAGCUAGCUAGCAAGUAUUCUUAUUUUAGCUUAUUGAUUUUAUGGGGUUUGUGAUUGGAGGCGAUAACCAGCAGAAGCAUCAGCAUCAGGACAACAAUAUGAUGAGUUUUCACCUUCACAUACCGCAUCUCCAUUUCAACCACCACGAGAAGAAGGAGGAUCUGAAGGACAUACCGAAGGGGUGCUUGGCGAUCAUGGUGGGCCAAGGAGAAGAGCAACAGAGGUUUGUUAUUCCUGUUAUAUACUUCAACCACCCACUCUUCUUGCAGCUCCUCAAAGAAGCUGAAGACGAGUACGGUUUCGAUCAGAAAGGACCUAUCACCAUACCCUGCCACGUCCAACACUUUCGCACCGUCCAGGAUAUCAUUCAUAGGGACAAAUCUCACCACUUCCAUCACCACCACCACCAUAAUCAUCAUCAUGCCUGGUGCUUCAAAGUUUGAUUCCCUUAUUAUUACUGCUUCUAAUUAUGACAACAACUCAAACAUCAUAUUAUAUUAUAUUUACACAUGUACCAUUUUAUGUUUCUUUUCUUUUUUCUCAGUACCCGGAAAUGGGUGGUUGAUGAUGAUGAUGACUACGAUAAUGAUGAAAAAAAUAUAUAUUGUUGAUUGAUUUGUAUGUUUUGUUUCGGUACAAUUGUCAUAAUUGACAGGGAAAAAAAAAGUUAAAGAAAUGAGAACCGUGCCGUGAUGUUAUCGAA